AUGGCUUCCAAUGCUCCCGCAGAAAAGGCCCAAGACGGCGGCAAUAGCAAUGCAUCAGCCGCCCCGCCCGGCAGCCAAACAUUGACCGGAAAGCAAGAGCAUUAUCUCAAGCGCGAGCUUAUCGCCGAGCAAGUGAAAUGGGAGAUAUCAGAGCUCAACUCGCCAACGUCGCUGCGGCGAUUCGGCGCCCCCUUCAAAUCCGAGUUCGGCGAGGUCUCGCCCUUCGACUCCGAACUCCCGAUCCUGCGAUACAUCUUCGUGCACCAUGUGCGCGAAUUCCCGUUCCUGGACAAGGCAAAUGAGAAGGAGUUUUGGCAGGAUAAGCUGCAGGUGUUCCUCGAAUCCUUCACCACCAAGAAUAUAUCAUCGUCAGAAGACCGACUAGAGGAGACGAAGCGUCGAAAGCUUGCCACCAAAGCGCAAAAGCUCGUCGAGCUCAUGAUGGUCUCGGGUGUUGGGACCUCGUCUGGGUUUGAGGAGAGAAUACGUUUCUCGGAACUCGAGAUCGUGGAUCGAGAUGCCAUUGAUUCGGGAGUCAUAGCGUCGGUGCCUGAGGGGCACUACCUCAAUGGCUGGGACGUCAACGUUGCCGGCGUUCGAGUUACUUCUGUGAAGCGGAACGUCAGGUACCACAAACACGCAGAGUUCAUCUUGCGCGUCAAGCGGAAAGGGGAGCUGGAGCACUUCGUCGGUCGUCGGUAUGGCGAUUUCCCCCGCCUGGCCAAGAGGUUGCGGACGGAGUUGCCAGGAAGAGUCUUACCACCAGUUCCCAAGAAGAACAAGUCGAGUUCGACCACAUCCAAUAUCAUCGGGAGCAUCACUGGCGCCAACGACUCCGACGCCUCAUCAGUAUCUUCUAUCUCCACCCAGAUGACAGCGUUCCAGGCAGGCAAUGGCUCAUCAGACGGGCAUCGUAGAGACGACUCAAUAGCAUCCGGCCGGUCGUCCCCCAGAGUAUCUACAGAUGGUCGAUCCUCUAAUCCUGCCCUCCUUAGCCCGACAACAAAAUCAGAGACUGUCAUGCUGUGGAGAGAAAACCAGAGGAUAUCUCUCCGUGCAUUCCUGAGGACUCUGCUGCACAACCCUCAGGUUGCGAAGACCAAGGCCAUGGAGGAGUUCCUUACGAAAGAUCCGAUAACGCCCACGGACGACGACGUUGAAGAAAUCAUUCGCAGGAAAAGGGUGGACGAGAAGCGCGUGGAAGAGCAGAAGAAAUUCUACGAGAUCGCGAGAAAGCGUGCUGCUGAACUUGACGUCUAUAUGGAGCAGUUUCGACAGGACAUCGUUGAGCGCAACGGGUUGACGAUGCUCUUCAAAGAAAUCAAAGAGAAGGAAACGAUCCAAGAUCUUAGCGUCCAGUACCAGAAGUUCGCCGAGUGGUUACGCAUAGAGGUUGCGGCCACUAUCUACCACCUUUUCCUCGCCGAAGACAACUCGCCCGAGAUGUUUGCCCAGGCAAAGAGAAUCCAUUCCCUAAUACCGUACACGAUAAUGAAGAAUGUCAUCCGCGUCGCGAACCCCGCCGCGGUCAUGGCCAAUGUCCUAGACCUCUUUCUAGCACAACCAUUCGGCGCGAGGUCAUUGAUGCAGCGAAUAUUCUCGCUGACUCUUAACGACGGCAUCAAAGUCAUCCAGAGGUCUAUCGAUGCUCUUAGCGUGGAGAUAGGAGACCCCGUCUUCGUUGACAAACUGAAGCAGUACGUGGAGGGGGAGGAACAUAUCAAAGUGGCGAUCCAGGAGGAAGCAAAGAGCGACGACGUCGAUAUCAUUGUCGCUAUCCUGCGAUCGGACCUGAUCUACCCGGACCUCGUACCGGAGCAGAUCGGCCGGCUGUACAAUGCCUACGUUGCUUUCAACAGUGCAGUUGAAAACGUGGACGAGGAACUGAGGCAGGGGGCACAGCUGUUCUCGUACCUGAAGCAGCUGAUGAAGCUCAACAUGAGGCAACGUGAUAAGGCCAUGAUGCUGCGUCUGGUCGAGGAGCCAGUGACACUUCAGCUAUUCCGAGAUCUGUUCACCAUCUUCUACGAGCCGCUGGUAAGGGUAUAUAAGUCGGCAAACGUAUACAAUAGUGUCACAGACUUUGCUGUCUUUAUCGACGACUUGAUCCAGGUUGUCGAGAAAUGCCGAGACCAAGAUGCAUCGGCAGAUCCCAACCAGACCGUUCAAGCCUUCAUCGACCUGUGCCGGCGCCAUGAGCAUAACUUCUACAAGUUUGUGCACGAAGUCCACACUCACGAUAACGGGCUAUUCACGAAGUUGAUGGGUUGGAUAGAGGGCAUUCUGGAGUUCCUGCGACACGGACCCAAGAAUGGGACCCUGGAUAUUAACGAUCUCUUCGAGAAAUCCAUCGUCGAGGGCACAAUCGACAAGGAGAAGGCUAUCGUGGAGAUUGACCAGCUCAUAUCGUGGCAGGAGGCUCGGAAGAAGUGGCACCAAGACAAGACGCGGCAGAAGAUGGCCGCCGAGGGAGUCGGGACAUCGGAAUUGGCUGCCGCCCCGAUGAACUUCAAUCCCAAUGACUUUGGUCUCGACCAAAUGGACCUAGAGGACAUGGCAUACGAGGAUGAUUCGGAGUCCGAGGGGGACCUGGAAGCCGAGGAAGAUAUGGACCCGAUCGACGCCGAGAGGAAGAGAAGAAGAAAGGUUCAGGAUAGACUGCGGCGAUACGCGGGAGAGCCGGUGAGACCGGACGUGUCGGAGGUGCACAAGCUGAAGGAGAACUUCUUGGUGAUGCUGAAGAUGGUUUUGGCCGACUCGCACGCCUCCCCAAGACCACGUCGAAACCGCGCUGAUGAAGCUUCUCUUACAGCAAGGGUCAUCGCAAACCAACCCCUGCGAGCGAAGGAGGCAUCGCCUUUUGUCAGCAGCAAGUACCCCGUCAUCGACCACGAGUACGACGCCGUUGUUGUCGGAGCCGGUGGCUCGGGACUGCGGGCGGCAUUCGGUCUUGCCGAGGCUGGAUUCAACACGGCAUGCAUUUCCAAGCUCUUCCCCACCCGAAGCCACACGGUCGCCGCCCAGGGUGGCAUCAACGCUGCGCUCGGAAAUAUGCACGAGGACGACUGGAGGUGGCACAUGUAUGACACCGUCAAGGGCUCCGACUGGCUUGGUGACCAAGACGCCAUCCACUACAUGACCCGGGAGGCUCCGGCUUCCAUCAUCGAGCUCGAACACUACGGCUGCCCCUUCUCCAGAACUGAGGAUGGCAAGAUCUACCAGCGGGCCUUCGGUGGCCAGUCUCAGAAAUUCGGCAAGGGCGGCCAGGCAUAUCGCUGCUGCGCCGCCGCCGAUCGUACCGGACACGCCCUUCUGCACACCCUCUACGGCCAAUCGCUUAGGCACAACACCAACUAUUUCAUUGAGUACUUUGCACUUGAUCUGAUCAUGGAGGACGGCGAAUGCCGAGGCGUCCUUGCUUACAACCAGGAAGACGGCACGCUUCACCGAUUCUUGGCAAAGAACACUGUCUUGGCUACUGGUGGAUACGGACGGACUUACUUCAGCUGCACCUCCGCUCACACUUGCACGGGUGACGGAAUGGCCAUGGUUGCCCGUGCCGGCCUGCCAAACCAGGAUCUCGAGUUCGUCCAGUUCCACCCCACUGGUAUUUAUGGCGCUGGCUGCUUGAUCACCGAGGGUGCCCGUGGUGAGGGUGGCUACCUGCUCAACUCGGAGGGUGAACGGUUCAUGGAGAGGUACGCCCCGACGGCGAAGGAUCUUGCCAGCCGUGACGUCGUCUCCCGGUCCAUGACCAUGGAGAUCCGCGACGGCCGUGGUGUUGGCGCCGAGAAGGAUCACAUAUUCCUGCAACUCAGCCAUCUGCCCGCCGAGGUUCUUGCCGAACGCCUUCCCGGUAUCUCCGAGACUGCUGGUAUCUUCGCCGGCGUUGAUGUUCGCAAGCAGCCCAUCCCCGUCCUGCCGACUGUCCACUACAACAUGGGUGGUAUUCCCACUCGGUAUACGGGUGAGGUUAUCAAGGUGGACGAACAAGGCAACGACCAGGUCGUCCCCGGUCUCUUUGCGUGCGGUGAGGCGGCCUGCGUCUCCGUCCACGGAGCCAACCGGUUAGGAGCCAACUCGCUUCUCGACUUGGUCGUCUUCGGUCGGGCCGUCUCCCACACCAUCCGGGACAAGUUCACGCCAGGGCAGGCUCACAAGCCGAUCAGCGCCGACGCCGGUGCCGAGUCCAUCGAGGUCCUCGACCAGAUCCGCACUUCAGACGGCCCCUUGAGCACGGCCGAGAUCCGUCUGAGCAUGCAGAAGGUCAUGCAGAAGGAUGUCAGCGUGUUCCGGACACAGGAGAGUCUGGACGACGGCGUCCGCGGCAUCACCGAGGUCGACCAGACCUUCUCUCAGGUCGGCAUCAAGGACCGAAGCAUGAUCUGGAACUCGGAUCUCGUUGAGACUCUAGAGCUGAGGAACCUGCUCACUUGCGCUACCCAGACGGCCGUCUCCGCCUCCGCGCGGAAGGAGUCGCGCGGUGCACACGCCCGCGAGGACUACCCCGACCGCGACGACACCAACUGGAUGAAGCACACCCUGAGUUACCAGAAGACCCCGCACGGCAAGGUCGACCUCUCGUACCGCCGCGUCAUCGGCACGACCCUCGACGAGAACGAGUGCAAGGCCAUCCCGCCCUUCAAGCGCGUCUACUAA
Molecule: messenger RNA, 4659 nt
Organism: Phialemonium atrogriseum
Lineage: Eukaryota; Fungi; Ascomycota; Sordariomycetes; Cephalothecales; Cephalothecaceae
Product: succinate dehydrogenase
Exons: 13
Coding region: 1-4659 (1552 amino acids)
Biological process (GO): electron transport chain; tricarboxylic acid cycle
Molecular function (GO): flavin adenine dinucleotide binding; phosphatidylinositol binding; oxidoreductase activity, acting on the CH-CH group of donors
Source: RefSeq, a predicted model, not a curated record